Alosa alosa (allis shad) is the source of this 3497-nucleotide messenger RNA. RefSeq names its product ras homolog gene family, member Gc (gene rhogc). Lineage: Eukaryota; Metazoa; Chordata; Actinopteri; Clupeiformes; Clupeidae. Gene Ontology annotation, biological process: establishment or maintenance of cell polarity; small GTPase-mediated signal transduction; regulation of actin cytoskeleton organization. Gene Ontology annotation, molecular function: GTPase activity; GTP binding; protein kinase binding. Gene Ontology annotation, cellular component: cell cortex; cytoplasmic vesicle; cell projection. The transcript has 2 exons. The record is from RefSeq and is a predicted model, not a curated record. The coding region runs from base 107 to 682 and encodes 191 amino acids.
GAAGAGGGAAGUUCCCCGGAUGUAACUAUAUUUCUGAUAUCGAGGGAGGGCGCGAUUCCUGUGAAAGGCGGUGCCCUAGGCAGCGUCACACUUGGAUGACGGCAUUAUGCAGACCAUAAAGUGUGUGGUGGUGGGUGACGGUGCAGUAGGCAAAACAUGCCUUCUCAUCUCCUACACGACAAAUGCCUUCCCCGAGGAGUACAUCCCCACGGUGUUUGACAACUACAGCACACAAGCCAGCGUGGAUGGCCGCGCAGUCAGCCUGAACCUGUGGGACACUGCGGGCCAGGAGGAGUACGACCGUCUCCGCACACUCUCCUACCCGCAGACGCACGUCUUCAUCAUCUGCUUUUCCAUCGGAAGCCCCUCGUCCCACGCCAACGUCCGGCACAAGUGGCACCCCGAGGUGUCCCACCACUGUCCCGGGGUGCCCGUGCUGCUGGUGGGCACCAAGCGCGACCUGCGUUCAGACCGCGAGGCGGUGGAGAAGCUGAAGGAGCAGGGCCUGGCCCCCACCACCCCGCAGCAGGGCACCGCCCUGGCCAGGCACAUUGGCGCGGUCAAGUACCUGGAGUGCUCCGCUCUCCUCCAGGAGGGUGUGCGAGAGGUGUUUGCAGAGGCGGUCCGCGCUGUGCUCUACCCGGUGACCAAGAAGAACACCAAGAAGUGUGUGCUGUUAUGACUGGCGUGUGAGUGAGUGACCUGAUGUCCGUGUCUGUAAGGAAUGGAGGAGUGUAUGUGAAGGAUGAAAGGAUGAUGAUGAUGAUGAUGAUGAUGAUGAGGAUGCCUUUGGUUGUGGAUGUGUGUGUCUGUCCAUUUGGACCAUAAAGACUGGACGGUUAAGGAGGACAUGAUGGGAAAAGGCCUCUCCGUGCACCAAACCAAACUCGUACCACUAGACAGAACCGGAAAAGGGGUCCAUGUGUGCCUGGAACUCGCUGAACUUCUAAUGCCUUUUCCCCUUUGAUCCACCCCUCUCUCUGAAGAUCGAUUAUGUUUUGUUGACACAGUGUCCUGUGGAAUUAUUGUUUUGCCAUUGCCAAAGUGAAGUAAUUUGCAUUAUAGCCAUCUUCCAGACUUUUAAGUCAACUCACACUUCCAUACCCAAGCAAAUACCUUGUAGUUGGCCAGUUGCUAUUUUGCAAAGGUCUAACUUGGCCACUAUUGAAUGAUGUUGCCAUUUUUUUUAUUUCUUUAAGUAUUUGAUCCCCAAAUAUAGGGUAUGUGUGCUAGUGGGAAGAACUGACAGCAAUGUGCCUUCAGAAUCACACCGUGCUACUAAGUCCAGUCCUCAAAAUCAGGAAUGUAAAGCCUUAAUACUCUUUGGGGCUUCUGGGCAUGCUCUUCUCAUUCAUUAUUUUUUCUUAAGUAGCUGAGUAGAUUUUCAAUCAGCUCUACCCUGAUGUUGCCAACAACCCCAAUGUGAAGCUUCUCAAAUCAUGUGUCUUUUCUAAGCUGUUUCAGACAGACUAAUGCCUGCUCACCUGUGCUCUGUUCAUGUGUUAGCUGAGCAGCGUAUCCGAACCAUUGUGUCGAUUAACACAGACAGUCAUUUAUUUCUCUAUGCUUUGGAAAGAAUGGGGAAACGGAUACCGUCAUGGAACUGGCCUACGGUAGCUGCUUAUCAGUAAACACAUAAAGCCAGAAGUGAGCACUUAUGACUGGAGCCCUCUGCUGAAACAUCCACAUGAGCUCCACUUAUGGCAUUUCCUGAGUAGGAUGCAUGUCUAACCACAUGUUCUCCUCACUGCAAAAGUAUUCAUUUCUGAAAGAAAAGAUGCAUGUUUUAUGUUGCUUUUUCAGAUUCCAGUGCAGAUAUGCUCUAUAUUUUUGAUUUAAUAGAUUCUCUUAUCUCAUAUUGAUGUAUAAAGACACUCAUCAUAAUAGAUGUCUGUGUUAAUCGACACUACUCAUACUCGGUAUGUAGCGAUAUAUGGAAUGCCCAAGUAUUUCCAAUGUAAUGCCAUAAAAGGUUAGUCCUUCCCCCAGUGAAUUUUGAUUUAGCUGGCAGAUUUGUGGUGCUCCACUGAGAACAUCCACAUGUUAAAUCAUCUCUGUCGGUGUUAAUUUAUUCCACUAAGAGCAAAAGAGACCAAGCAUUAUCAGUGAUGUAAUGGUUUGAGAUUUUGGUUGACAAGGUUGUUUUCUUCUCCUAGUAAACGAGUUAUCUCCGCAUCCACCACAAGCCUCUGGUUGAGGGAUGUGACUUGAAUACCAUUUUUUGUUUUUUGAUGGCCUUGUUUUUCCUGUUAGUGAUGCGGAGACAUUUCUCUUUAUUCACAAUUGUGAGAAUCCAUGCUGGUUAGAUGAGGCUGCAAUGACGGCUUACUUGAUUUAAAUAUGUGGGCCCUCUCCCCCCUGACUCUCCAUUUUGGAUGUUUGUAAGAAAUCCUUGCCUUAUCAUCAUGUGUUUACCCUCUAUUGUCCAGCGGGCUAAGACGCUUCUGCAUACCGUUGCUGCUCUGCCUAAGCAGUCUGAUCAGGAAAGCCUGGUGGAGAAAAACCAUGUAACAAAGGCACGAGUCAGGAAGGCAGGGAAAUGCAGGCGUUGGCCUUCGUGCCAGGCUACCCACAUAGAGGGUCUUUUGAGUGGGGUGAAUCUGUGCGUAUGACUCAGGUCUAACUGUCGUUGUUGUAAUCCUUGCAAUGGUAGCUUUCAGUGACAGACCCUGAACGUUCAUCUCUGGACUGGACUUAGAGAAUUGCCCUGCAGCCAAACAAAAGUGACGAGAGACGGACAAUGACAGGAGCGGACAGAAAUAUGCUGCUGGUUUUCAAUUACAUCAGCACUUACAGACUGAGUGAAGUAAUUCAUGUAUUAGAGAGUACUUAACCAGUGAUCCCACACAAUUUGCCCCGCAGCAAGAAGAAGGUGAAGCGGCUGUCACCUCUCCCUAUAAGUUACUUUUCACAACAACUUGAUGCCAACAAAAUGAAACCUGAAGGUUAGGACUCUUGAGGAUGUAAUGGAGUUUGCUCCAACAUUUAUAAGCCAAGUAUAAAUACAUACAAAAGUGCAAUUUUUACUUAGUAUGUUUUAUGUACAUGUGUAUGUGUAAUUGUUUUUUUUUUUUUUGGAAUUCACUGCCAAACCACACCUGGAAAAUUAAAUGACACAAAAUUCCUGUUCCCACUUACAGUGCUACUGGUCACUAUAUUAGAUUAUCGCCAACUUGACUGUAGAAGUAAUAUUUGGACUAGCUGCACCAGAUUUGUAUGCUUCAAAACAACCUCAUUUUUUAUAUUUGGCCUUUUUAUAUGUGAAGGUAAAAUUGUACUCAGAAGGUUUAACAAUACAGGUACUUUAAUAUUUAAUCAGAAAAUGUGUUUUGGAUGUGUUUAAUUCAUUUACCUUUACCUUAUUGUGCCACAGCAAUUUAAUGAGGGGUAGGAGGAGGCUAUUUUUCAUACUGGUUUUCAGGAGUGAUGGCAAAACUCUUGCAUGCCAAUAAAAUAUAUUUUAACGUAAAUGGGUGUCAAUAAAUUAAUUAAUGAUC